This is a messenger RNA of Hemicordylus capensis (graceful crag lizard), 594 nucleotides long. Its product is annotated as interferon alpha-1/13-like. Gene Ontology annotation, biological process: positive regulation of peptidyl-serine phosphorylation of STAT protein; adaptive immune response; T cell activation involved in immune response. The transcript is spliced from 2 exons. NCBI's taxonomy places the organism in Eukaryota, Metazoa, Chordata, Lepidosauria, Squamata, Cordylidae. Gene Ontology annotation, cellular component: extracellular region. The record is from RefSeq and is a predicted model, not a curated record. Gene Ontology annotation, molecular function: cytokine activity; type I interferon receptor binding. The coding region runs from base 1 to 594 and encodes 197 amino acids.
AUGGCUUUACAAAACAUCAGCCUUUUGCUUCUGCUUGCAUCUGGAAUCAUAGCUCUAGACUGUGAUCACAUUCUACAGAACCAAAAAUGCGAGAACCAGAGGAACAGAGAGCUGCUGAGAGUGAUGGGCAGAAAAGGGCCCCCUCAAGAGUGCCUCUAUGAAAUGCCAGACUUCAGCUUCCCUGUGAAAAAAGUAUUUGGGUCCAGCAAAGGGGAUGGAAGACUGGCCAUGGGGUUCAUCCUCAAGCAGAUCUCAAAUCUCUUUCUGCAAAAUGUCACCCAAGCAGAAUGGGACAUAAACUCCCUACUCCAUUUCCGAGUUGCCCUUCACCAACAAAGUGUAGAGUGGGAUGGGUGCUUGACUGGAGAAGAUGGAAGGUUUGAAGAUCCACAAGUAAAACUGUAUCUGCUGAAAUACUUCAGAAAAAUCAAUUCUUUCCUAAAAGACAAACGAUACAGUCUUUGUGCCUGGGAGGCUGUGCGACAGGAAAUGCAGAGCAGCUGUUUUCCCAUAGUACUUGAUCGGCUCACAAAAAGACUCCGAAAUAAAGAUCAGGACUUGGAGCCCUGUAACAACAUCAGACCUUUUGCUUGA